Messenger RNA from Magnolia sinica, 1317 nucleotides. Its product is annotated as 3'-5' exonuclease-like. Bases 356 to 988 code for a protein of 210 amino acids. Gene Ontology annotation, cellular component: nucleus; cytoplasm. NCBI's taxonomy places the organism in Eukaryota, Viridiplantae, Streptophyta, Magnoliopsida, Magnoliales, Magnoliaceae. Gene Ontology annotation, molecular function: 3'-5' exonuclease activity; nucleic acid binding. The transcript has a single exon. The record is from RefSeq and is a predicted model, not a curated record. Gene Ontology annotation, biological process: nucleobase-containing compound metabolic process.
GCCUAUUCUUUUUCCACACCCUUUCUACGCUCCCGGUCCGUAUUUUCUUCUUCCCAUAUUACCCCUCCUCCUUCAGACUCAUCUCUUCACCUCUUCUUCCCAUCUUGCCCCUCCUCCUUCACACCCAUCUCUUCAUCUCUCGUUCCCAUCUUUCCCACUCAGCCUUUCCUCUUCCCAUCUUACCCCAUUCUUCCCAUUCCACCCCUCUUCCUCAACACCCAUCUUUUCACAUUUUCUUCCCAUCUUGCCCCUCCUCCACACACAUCUCUGCAUCUCUUCUUCCCAUCUUACCUUCCUUUCUCCCAAUCAGCUCUUCCUCUUCCCAAAAACCCAACACCCCAAAAAAACCCACAACAUGACAAUUACCAUCCAACAAAACGACACAACUGAUACCCACUCCAUCUACACCGUCAAUUUCUUCAAUUGCCCCAUCAUCACCACCGUCACCAAUGUCGGGUCUGUCGUUGAAUCGUGGCUAUCCGACAUCUACCGCAUCCACAGUCGUCGCCUCGCCCAUCUCAUCGUAGGCCUCGACAUCGAGUGGCGCCCGAUCUUCCAGCGCAACGCCACUAGCCGCGUUGCCCUCCUCCAGCUCUGCGUGGGCCGUCGCUGCCUCAUCUUCCAGCUCAUCUACGCAGACUGUAUUCCCCAAUCUCUCCGAAACUUCCUCCUUGACCAGAAUUUCAGGUUCGUUGGUGUUGGGAUUGAAGAGGAUGUGGAGAAGCUCCUGGAGGACUAUGAAUUGAGCGUGGCAAAUCCGGUGGACCUGCGAUUGAUGGCUGCCGAGAAAUUAGAUGCCAUUGAGCUGAGAAGGGCUGGGCUGAAGAAUCUUGCAAGUGCCACUUUGGGCCUUGAGGUGGUGAAGCCGAAGCGGGUUACUAUGAGCAGGUGGGACUCCUCGUGGCUUAGCUUUGAACAGGUACAAUACGCUUGCGUCGAUGCACACCUUUCGUUUGAGAUUGGGAAGUAUCUAAUUCUCAUGAAUUAGCAGGUUUUCUGAAAAUGGGGAGUUUUAUUUGUUAGUUUUUCAUGUCUGUGUUUGGUAAGUUUUAGAUUUGGGUGGGUUUUUUGAAAUCUUGAAAAUGAUGUUGGAUCACUUGGGUAGUUUUAGAAUAAGCUGUUUGAUGAAUUUUGGAUCGUGGGUUUUGUUAGUUUUUGGGAAAGUGGGAUUGAUCACUUGUUUCGUGACGAUGUCUGGUUUCAAUUGGAAGUAGCAUUUCAUCUCUUCUUUGGUGACGAUGUCUGUUAAUGAAAUGUUGGACAUCAAUGUAUAUAUUUCGCACAGAUUUCACGUAUAUGAGUUACCAUUUCAUCUCU